AUGGAACCCAACGAAGCCAAAGUGGGUCAGAUUCCAAUUCCUGUAUAACUUCCCCCAUCGUUUUAAGUGCGUGUGCACAUGUUUGUGUGUGUCACCGUCUCGUCUCAGCUCAGAGAGUCAGGCUCUGACACUUUGUUGUUUCAUUUUCAUUGUUUUUAUGCAUUAAACAACCGUGUUAUAAGCCUGAUAUCGAUGAUACCCCCUUGCACCCUUUUCUCUGUUUCCUGCAAAUUUUCAGCACAUCCCAUGUUCGGUACAGACAAUUUUCAAGACCCUUCUCCAUAUUUUCUUCCAGAAAAGUGCCUUUUACCCUUCCGUAUUUUCUGUUUUGGCUCUCUAGACUAGAGUCUAUAAGACUACAUGCCCGGCCAAAAAUUUUCCCGCACAUUCGUUCAUCUAUAAUUUUGCAAAGAAGAGAGUUCAAUUUUUAAUAUCAGUCUGAGUACUUUUCUCCUCUGGGUUGUUGAGUACCUUUGUUCUCCAUCCCCCAAGCUGUAGACAACUAUUACUACCCAUUGUUGGAACCCAAAUAUUUAAUUUCUGUGUAUUGGGUUCUAUCAUUAAGGGUUUUUUUUUUCGGUUUUUGUACAAAAAGUUCAGACCUUCCAAAUCUACAUCUCCAAACCUUUAAGGGCGUGAGGUUUUUUUCAAUUUUCCAUGGUAAACACUGUUUGUGAAACGGAUUUCAUCUGGGUCUGAAGUAUAAUCCCAGUUUGCCUACUCUGCAAGCCGUCAAAGUCCACUGAUUUGAUUCCUUGUCUCAAACCAGGGUAUUGAGAGAGAUGUUGAAGGUAUCUAAAGUAUAACAAUUUCUGCAAGGGUUUUCAGUCUAAUGCAAAUUGAAGGCCCCGAACAUGGCCAAUCUUGUUCCCGGUGUCCUCCUCAGGCUUCUGCAGCACAUGAACACAGAUAUAAAGGUUGCCGGAGAGCACAGGUCGUUGCUACUGCAAGUUGUGAGCAUUGUUCCGGCGCUUGCAGGCGGUGAGUUGUUCCCAAACAAAGGCUUUUACCUCAAGGUUUCGGAUUCCUCUCAUGCCACUUAUGUAUCUCUCCCUGAUGAGCAUGAUGAUCUGAUUCUUAGUGACAAGAUCCAACUGGGUCAGUUUAUUCACGUUGACCGCCUCCAAGCCGCCUCACCUGUCCCGAUUCUUCGCGGGGUUAGGCCGGUUCCAGGGCGCCACCCUUGUGUGGGCAGCCCUGAAGAUAUUGUUGCGACUCACUCAUUGGGAUUUCUGAAUAAUAAUUCAUCUCCAGGCUUGAAAUCUGAGAAAGUGAAAUCAGCUAAGAAAAUCUUGCGGAAUAACCAUGUUGGGGAAAAGGAGAAAGUGAGAUUGAAUAGUAGUGUCAAAGAGGAGAAAUCGGAUAAGAAAAUUGGAUCUUUUGCAAAAUCAAAGUCACAACCAACGAAACCAGCUUUGAGUUUGGAUGUAAAGAAGGAAUCUUUGGCGAGAUUGAAGUCGCUUAAUUCACGGUCUAUUCCUUCGUCUCCUACAAGUUGUUAUUCGUUGCCGACGUCUUUUGAGAAGUUUGCCACCGGGGUCAAGCAGCAGGCAGAGAUUAAGAGAGCUAAGUUGGGAGUGGUGGAAAAGGUGAAUGCUUUGCGCACGGCGAGUCCCCUUCCCUCUGGAAGGAAGGUGUCCAUUGGAAACCCGAUUAAAACUUUUGUCCAAGGAAUUGAGCUGGGGGCCAAGGCUCUGAGGAAGAGCUGGGAUGGGAAUAUGGAAGUGAAAAGUAGAGAUAGUUCCAAACUGAGGGCCACCAAACAUGAUCUGAAGCCUGACGUACGGAGUUCUACUCCUAGAUUAAGCACGUCAUCAAGGAUAAGUACAUCAUCAAGAAUAAGCACAUCAAGCGACAGAUUACCGCCUAAAGAGGAGAAUACGGUCCAGUCAUCUGGUAGGUUAUCUAAAGGAGAGGUUAGGGUUCAAAUGUCUCCAAAAAAGGUUUCUGCGACUUUGGGGGAUCAAGAAAAAGUAAGCAAGCAAACUUCUGCUGGAAAGAAGUCAUCAGAAGUUUCCAGUAAUGGACUGCCAGGAAACAUGGUUAAGGUUUCCCUAAGUAGUAGAAGAUUGAUGGAUGGAAGUGCUUCAUGGGCUUCACUCCCUUCUUGUCUUGCAAAGCUCGGAAAGGAAGUUAUGAAGAACAGAGAUGCUGCACAGCUGGCAGCAAUAGAGGCUAUACAAGAGGCUUCUGCUGCAGAGAACUUACUUCAAUGUCUUAGCAUAUAUUCUGAGUUAAGUACCUCUGCUAAGGAAGAUAACCCUCAGCCGGCAGUUGAACAGUUCUUGACUCUUCAUGCAAGCUUAAAUAAUGCUUGCAUGGUUGCUGAUUCCCUAUCAAAAUUUCGUUCUGGGGGUGCAUCCCCAGAUCAUGAAGAAAACCUGUCAGAAGAAGCACUAAAGUUGAUAUCCAACAGGCGAAAACAUGCAGCUUCAUGGGUCGAAGCUGCAUUGGCAACCAAUCUGUCACUCUUUUCAGUUUUUAGCAAAGACCCUACCUUGACUCGAGAUGCAGCUCCAACUCCCACUCAAAGUCAAAAGGCCAUUCCAGUAAAUCAACCAGUAUUAGUACUAGAAAAUUCUACCAAGAAUACCUCAGCAAAAAGCCAAGGCAAAGCCCGCCAAGCCAUCGGUUCUAAGUUUGCCCAAGGAACUCCUCGCCGGCUAGGGGAUGUGUCAUCCAUAAGCCAGAAGCUGCAGGCCCAACCUCCACCAGAGUGGGUUAGAGGAAUUGGCAUUGAAGAGGCAGUUGACUUGGCUGAAAUGUUGCAACUGCAGUCCAAGGAUUGGUUUUUGGGAUACGUGGAGAGGUUCUUGGAUGCUGAUGUGGACACAUCAGCCUUAUCAGAUAAUGGUCAAAUAGCAGGGAUGUUGACUCAGCUCAAGAGUGUGAAUGACUGGCUGGACAAGAUUGGAUCAAGCAAGGAUGGAGGAGAAUCACCCCAUAUUUCGGCUGAGACAAUUGACAGGUUGAGAAAGAAGAUCUACGAGUACCUCCUUACCCAUGUUGAAUCAGCUGCUGCUGCACUUGGUGGUGGUUCACAAUUGUCACCACUAUUCCAAACACAAGAAACCAAAGUUAGAAGGUGACAUAGUUUUAGCUUAAACACAAAAGUGGUGUUUGCAUUUCACUGUGGUACAACCCCAUGGCAUCCUAGUUCAGUAUAUUUGUUCGUGUAAAUAUAUCCUACAUGGGUUUUGGGUAUAUAUGGGGUAAUUAGUUUUUAACAGGAAAAAGAAUUUGAAGAGGAGCAUGGAUUCUUUUGUUUUUUGUUUUCGUUUGUUGGGUUUUGUUCGAUGAAACAAUACAAGAUUGAAGCUAUCCAGAAAAAGUUAUCUU
Messenger RNA from Juglans microcarpa x Juglans regia, 3339 nucleotides. RefSeq lists its product as uncharacterized. Lineage: Eukaryota; Viridiplantae; Streptophyta; Magnoliopsida; Fagales; Juglandaceae. The record is from RefSeq and is a predicted model, not a curated record. Bases 855 to 3089 code for a protein of 744 amino acids. The transcript is spliced from 4 exons.